Messenger RNA from Armigeres subalbatus, 1791 nucleotides. RefSeq lists its product as uncharacterized. The record is from RefSeq and is a predicted model, not a curated record. The coding region runs from base 196 to 915 and encodes 239 amino acids. The transcript has 2 exons. Lineage: Eukaryota; Metazoa; Arthropoda; Insecta; Diptera; Culicidae. Gene Ontology annotation, cellular component: membrane.
CGGCCCCGGGAAUUUGCAGGUUGUGGGCUUUUCUAUUCACUUAGGGAAAACAUUUACCAUGAUUAUUGUUUGAAAAGCAGUGCCGUAUAUAAAAGUUGAUGAACGAUCAUCGAUCGGAGGCAGUUUGUGUUUGGGGUUUUUGGCAUCUCGAUCGAUCUGGGUCCGGCAGUGACUUUGCAUACGAAAGUGUCGAAAAUGGCUUUCCUAAUUAUGGGGCUGAUAAUGAGUGCUCUGCUUGUGAGCGCAUUCGGCGCUAUCCAUGAACCAUCCCGGAAGAUCUGUGGACACCGCUACAGUGUGACUUGCUUGAAACUGGACAUCGUGUCGUUUUUGGAACGGAUAUCUGACCAGCCACAAUACAAUCUGAUACCCGGAGUGAGUGUUGUGCGGGAUGCGAAUGUUAAUGUUACCAAAUCGGCAGAAAUCAUAGCGGAAGUGUCGAGGAUUUUUCCAACGGAUCCCAAUAAGCGAUUGGAUGAGUUUUUAAUUCUUAAGUUGAACAACUACUUGAGAAGUCAUUCGCUGAAGCUGAAGUUGAUGGAUAGUGAAGCGAUGGAGAAGGCGCGUGAACUUUUCGUGGGUCGCAAAGGAAAGUUGGGAAAGAAGGGCGGAUUGGAGGCAAUGCUGGCCGCAGCAAUGAUGAUGAAAGGAACACUGGGUGCCCUCGCCCUCGGCGGACUGGCGCUGAUCGCCGGCAAAGCAUUGAUGACCGCGCUGCUGGCCAUGACCAUCGCAACGAUAGUCGGUCUCAAAUCGCUCACCUCCGGCGGAGGCCACAAAUCAACCACCUACGAGAUCGUAGCCAAACCGAUGUACUCGCACUCGCACACGGAACAGGAGGAGAUGGGCCACGGCGGUUGGGGACGGUCACAGGGGAUGGAUAUGCCGCAGUAUUCCGCCCCGCAACGAGCUUGAGUAGCCGACCGUUAGGUGGCCGUUCGAGAUAGUGAAAGCUUUUUUUAUGCGCUUCUGUUGCUUUGUGUCGACUUUCGCCCUUUUGUUUUUGCUUUGUUUCAACCGUAAAUGGGAGAGCUUUUAGUUGCAUUUUGUAUGUAAUUUUCCUAUCUACGUGUUAUUCUUCGCAGCUGAAAUGAUCUGAACUGAUUAUAAAAAUACCUACUGUUAAUUGCUAUUUAUUUAUUUAUUUAUUUUUGUUCCUUAGGGUACUAAGCGAAAAUAUAUAGAUUUAAUAUUAAUUAAGUGAACAAUAAGAAAGUCGGGUUUCUCACUAUACGCGAAGGAGAUACGAACUUGACCAAGUCAACCCUCUGCUAUCUUUGCCUCUUUUACGCAGAAUGUUAAAUGAUUGAUUUCCAUAACAUUCAUGGAAUUGGUUCAACAAAAACAUAUACAGCACGUCAAAGAAUAGCACUCAUAUUUUUCUUCCAAAGAAAAAGCUCAUAUAAAACAUUGUAUAAUUGUUUAGAAUAUAAAAUACCAUAUCAAGUUUUUCCUCCAUCGACAAUCUUAUUACCAUUUGCUAAACAAAACUCUUAGUUGAGUUGAUAACACAUGUCAAAAAAUUAUCACUUUGUGGAAAGUGGCUGUGAAUGUGUCUAUAAAUGAACUGUCAAAAAAGAGGCCUUUCCAAAUGAGAAACGUUUUUCAAAGCUCUGUCUGUAGGUGACCCGAUCUUAUACCAAGUUGAAGCGAAACAGUUUCAUGUUGGUGUUGCAUCAUGUAAAAUUAGAAUAAUUAAUUUAUUAUUAUGUUUAUUGAUCGACUUUAUUUUAUUAAAUAAUACAUAUAAUAUAUGACUGCGGGUUAUUCAAUUCGAAAUAAACAAUUUAA